GCCUUUCCGUGACUGGAUCAUAUGAUUAUCACUUCUACUUCCGGGAAAAACAACUUCUGAGGUUGUCAACUGUAACUGCAACUUUCAGCAUGGGAACACGCGCAGAAACAACAUUCAUCGUCGUGUCUAUUUUCUGGGCAUUUAUUGGAAUUGUGUGCCCAAUUCUCCUGCAAUUCUGCAUGGGGAAAUCACCAAAUAAAGGAAUUGUGCAGAUAAUGUUUAUCAUGACUGCAGUCUGCUGUUAUCUAUUUUGGUUGUGUGCGUUCCUGUUCCAAUUAAAUCCGCUAGUGGGGCCACAGUUGGAAAGUAACUUGAUACGUGUGAUGCAGUAUGAAUGGUUUGGAAUUGAUCCCACGGGUCAUCAUCAUGUGAAAACAACGUAAGUGGCAAGUCAUCGUGUAUAUAAACAAGUCCAGAACAAGUGUAACCAAGAGACCAAUGUGAAUUUUAACCUGCUGCAACAAGUCAAGUGGCAAUCAACAAGAUACUUGAACAACCUUACAACCUUUUGAAUAAAAAUUUAAGUUCUUUUUUUUAUUAGAGAAUAAGUCAUCACUAAAAAUACAGAUGCUUUUGUGCGCUGUAAGAUUCUAUAAAAAAAAAGGCUUACACACUAACUAUGGAUUGUGACAUGACACUCUUAAUUGUUCUAAAGCAAGUAAUCAAUGAAACAUGAAAAGCAUUUUUUUGUCAUUACACCAGACAGCUGUAAAGUGUACAUAAUUAAAUGUUUUUGUUGUAGAAAAAUUGCGCAUUCUUUAACUUCUUGCUUAUACAGGAUGAUCAUUGAGCUGUAAGAAUUGUAAAAAAGAACUUUAUUCAUCAGUUUUGACAGAUACAGGAUGGCAGCAGUGCUAUUCAGUUUAUUGAACCAUCUGGUCCCCGAGUUUGAAAAUUCUUGUCAGUUUUAAUAUUUACUGGCUUUAGUUGAUUAUUUAAUGGGGUCACAUAAUUAUUUUAAAUUUAUUUGAGCCUCAUUUGGGAAAACUUGGCUGACUUUGUACUUUUCAGAUUGUGAAACAUCCAAAUUAUUUUUUUUAAACAAGAUAUAGCAACAAAAUUUGGCAAAUAUACAAACUUAGCAUCUUAGUUACCAGAAAUAUUUAGAUUUAAAAUGGAAAACAGUGCAACAAAUUAACAAACUGGCAUGUUUUUGUUUAAUUCAACAAUAUAACGUAUUUUAAUAAUUCUAUACUUCCACACAUAAAAUUUAGUGUUUUAGGUUUUGAUUGAUUAGACUCCUUGUGUAUGUUUUAGAUUAAACAGGUCAUUAAUCAUAAUCACAGAAGGAAAUACUGCAUGUUUUUGCUUUUAAAGUUUAUAAAGUGAUCCUUGUACAAAACAUUCCUUUAUUAACAAUUUAUGCCAGAAAAAUAAUCCUAUCGUCACCUUUGACCUUAAGAUGUUUUUGUGUUUACAAUACCUGUUGAUUUUUGUUGUUAAGUUAUUAAAUAUCUAAUUAAACAUGUAUGUACAAAAAAAAUUGUUGUAAAUAAAUAAUGUAUCAAUGAUAA
This is a messenger RNA of Dreissena polymorpha, 1514 nucleotides long. Its product is annotated as V-type proton ATPase subunit e 1-like. Gene Ontology annotation, cellular component: proton-transporting V-type ATPase, V0 domain. Bases 90 to 383 code for a protein of 97 amino acids. The transcript has 4 exons. Gene Ontology annotation, biological process: proton transmembrane transport. The record is from RefSeq and is a predicted model, not a curated record. Gene Ontology annotation, molecular function: proton-transporting ATPase activity, rotational mechanism. Lineage: Eukaryota; Metazoa; Mollusca; Bivalvia; Myida; Dreissenidae.